Lolium perenne is the source of this 886-nucleotide messenger RNA. Its product is annotated as SWR1 complex subunit 6. The record is from RefSeq and is a predicted model, not a curated record. Gene Ontology annotation, biological process: chromatin remodeling. Lineage: Eukaryota; Viridiplantae; Streptophyta; Magnoliopsida; Poales; Poaceae.
GGCCCAAAUCGAUCCUUCAAUCCAAGUCCCCCCUUCUUCCUCUCCCGCGCCGCCGCCGCCGAUCGCCGUCGCCGCGCGCUGGAGAUCCAAGAUGGACGGGGAAGACGAGAAUGCGGGGCCCUUCCGUCGCACCAGCUCGCGGACGCGGCGGAUGGCCUCGCGCAUGGCUUCCGCCCUCUCCAGCUCCGACAACCGCGCUCAGGCUGCAUUAGCUCGUCUUGACGCUCUUGAGAGUGAUAAUGCUGGGGCUGAGGUGGUGGAUCUCAACGAUGAUGAGUAUGGAUCUACUGAUGAGGAGGACCAUGUUCUGAUGCAAAAGAAGCAGUCAAAGAACAUGAAACGCAAGACAAGGCAAGGAAAAGCUUUGGAGAAGAGGGCUGUAAGAUCUUUUAUGGAUGUGCUACAAGAGGCAAAUCUGGAGUCCUUGCCAUCUCAUGUCCCAACAUAUUUGAGGGCUGCUGUGGGUCCGCCGAGCACUUCAUCCCGACGCCAUUACUGCUCCGUCUGUGGGAGUUCUUCAAAUUAUACAUGCCCCCGGUGUGGGACACGGUUCUGUUCAUGCCGCUGCCAAGUCAUACACAACGAUACCCGCUGCCUGAAAUUUGUUGCUUAACCCAUCUACAAAUCUGUGGUGCCUGGAGUAUGUCUAAUGCAGCUGUGGUGCCUAAUUGUUUGUGGUUUUAGCAGAAAGAAAUGCUUGUUGUACAUGUUGUGUAGGAGGUGAAAACCCCAAUGUGUGAAGAAAUUGCUGCAGCAGCAGCUAGCCAUGUCGCAGCCAGGUAGAUUCUUUUCCAGGUAGACGCCAUUUCUCUUUUGGAAAUACUUUGUGUAACUUGUUGUAUGCUUCAAUGCAGUGCAGUGGUAAAUGGUAGUUGUACUUCAUUCA